UUUCGGACGAUCUUGUCUUGAUGACCUUAACUGUGAUGAUGGAAGAACAAUUUGCAAAGACUCCAAAUGUGUGUGCAACUCGUUCAAAUGGAGAGAGGAGAACGGCAUUUGUGUAUCGUAUUAUGGUUCCUUUUGUUCAGACUGGUCUGACUGCGGACUGUCAAACAACUAUAUGUGUGAGGAAAACACGUGCAGAUGUGGACCUGAAUAUAAACAUAACAAUGACACGUGUGAAAAAAUUAUAGACAGUAACUGUAGAAUGGACAACAGCUCAGAAGACUGCCCACUUGAACAUGCAGUAUGUAAAAGACAUUACUGGAACUACAUGUAUGGACAAUGCAAGUGUGAAAAUGGGUUUGACGAAAACAAUGGUCUAUGUAUACAGGUUUUAGGUUCCAGUUGUGAAGAUGUAGGUUGCGGAAACACUCUCCAUUAUUCCUACAAAUACUUAGAUCCCUCCUUUAAGCCAAACCAAAACUAUAUGUAUUAUUACUGGUAUUAUCCAAUAAGUGAUUGGUACGAUUGGUACUACUAUUAUCACUUACAUCUCACAUGUAACAUUGACAAUAUGUGUGUGUGUGACCACGGUUUCAAGACAGAUGAUUCUGGUGUAUUCUGCGAACCAGUAUAUGGAACACUUUGUGAAAGCACGGAUGACUGCGGUACUUACCAUGGGUAUGUAUGUGACUCUGACUUAAGACAGUGCACUUGUGCCGAAAAUUACAUUAGUUACAGUCAGCAAUGGAGUUUUGAAGCGGAUGUUGACGAAACCUAUCAGCAUAUCUACAAUUAUUACCCUGACCAAACGAAUGUAUAUUUGUGUAAACCUGAACUCGGAGAGUCUUGUUCAGUUGUUAAUUGCACUUUUGAAAAUGCUUAUUGUAACGAAAACAAUACCUGCACUUGUGAAGAAGGUUACACAGAGGACAGUGAUGGCACUUGCCAACAAGUUCUUGGAAUGUCUUGCAUACGUGACACGUUUUGUCAGAUAGUUCCUGGUGGAUUUUGUGCAGACGAUAACACGUGUAAAUGCAAGGAGGGCUUCUUUCAGACCGACUGUCUUUGCCAAACAGUUUUAGGUUCAGUCUGUACUAGCACCAGUGACUGCCAGUUAGAGCACACAGUUUGUAAAGAAGGAUUCUGUGAGUGCGAAUCUUCCUUCGAUACAUAUGGCGAACGUUGUUUGAGUCAAGCCUGUUCUGAGGUUCCUGAGCUACCCGAUAUUCGUAGACGAUCUGUGCUUUACACUCCUGCCGAUGGAGAGCCGCUAAUUGAUGAUACUCAGCUCAAAGAGGGAUGGUACACAAUUGGAAAACACUCAGUUUACUCGAGUACUGAAUCUCUGGAAUCAGGAAGCUGUGCUACAUUUUAUCCAAUAUAUUUGACAGCCCCAUUGACGACCAGUCAGCAUGAUGCCAUGGCUUCAGGUGAAGAAAUAACAGUCACAGCCAGUGUUGGAAACCUCGACAUAUAUGGACAUGACGAACAGAUAGAUUUGAAAGUGCGAAAAUGUGGACAAGAGACGAAUGUUUUUGUACCCAAGCCAUCUACACAUUUUGCUGGGCUUUGUCUUGAUAAUGAGCAUAUUCUCAGUAUGACACGGUCAACGGGAAUCAAGGCCACCGUUCUGACAGAUCUGCUGUUUAGUAAUGAGACGAUAGAAGGAACAACAAAACGUAGCCCUUUUCUCGUUUUUUCCUGUGUCGCCUCGGAGUUUAUUAUUACUUCUACAUACCAGAGAUAUCCGUAUGAAGGGUACAUAAUGGAUGAUGACAUAUAUUUCUAUUACGUGCACUGGUAUAUUGACAAUGUGCACUUUAGAAACAUUGGACCACUAAGAAGAAAACACUUCAUAGAAGGAUCAUCUUUUUUUGAAAUGGACAUCAUAGAAGCUGGAUACGGAUUGGGGUUCUCGAUACGUUGCACGUUUGACAUAUCACUAAGCCCGAACGGUCUGAACUCUCUACUUGCUAUAAGUGAAGAGCUAUACACAGGAUUCCAACUGCGUCACGUAUUAAUAGAUGAAAAUGAAGACAAUUAUUUUCUGCAAUUGAUGACAAACACGCCACUUGGAUGCGAGACGACCGAAGAAAAUGACGUUGAAAAAUGUGAACUAUUCUGGCCUGUGAUUGGCAUUGACGGGGAUACGUUAUGUAACAAUCCUAUUACAGAAAAUGACCAACAUGAACUUUGCAGAAUUUUCGUUCGAGGCUACUCGUAUGAAAAAUAUAGAAAUAGUUGGGGUUCGUGGUCUCAUUUAUCGCUUUGGGACGCUUACUGGGACUAUACUUAUGUAUAUAAUUACACAGAGACACUAUAUUUAGACAGAAGCACUAACGAAGAAUUUGGAGUGUAUGUAGAUAUACAGGGUGUACAACAAUCAACUGGUUCUAUGAAAAUCAAAUUCAGUGCAACUACCAGCACGACAGGUCACAGGAUAUGGAACAACUAUAAAAUGCCGGAUAUAAAUUUUAAUAUUGCAAGAAGUUCAUUUGUUCAAGAGGUUUGCAAAAUAUCCACGUUUAAUGUUCCUGUCCUGACCAAGGAAGCAGACUGGACAGAUGCUUUCAGCACUGAAAACGUGGAAAUUGAUCAGAUAGGUGAAUUUACCAUGUAUCGCAGCACCAGCAUACCUGUUCAAGUUCAAAUACAAACGGAAGCAUGCAGUUUGACUACAAGUGGUGUUUGUUUAUGUGCAGUUAAUUACAGAGAUGGGGACAAUACAUACAUGUACAGCUAUUGCAAUGGUCUGACAAGAAUAGGACAGACAAACGGAGAUUCGUCGAAUCACCAUAUAAAUAAUGUGCAGUUAAUAAAUGGUCUCGAACUCAGCAUAGGAACAGAGAAUUACAGGAUUGUAAAUGUCACACUGAAUACUAACCACAGUGCUUCCACAUUACAAGAUGGAGAGGGACUCUGCAUGUUCUCACCAGGCUCGUACAAACACAGAGAUGGCACUGAAAGCAUAAAUAGUGAUGGAUUUGUACCAAGUUGGGGGGUAUCCGUAGCUGAAAGCUUGUUCAAUCCACUAAAUCACAAGGCUUUAUCCUGGGAUGAUGAAUAUGUACAAUGUGGAUGCCCUCAGAAAACUGAAGCUUUACAAGACAGAGAGCAGACGUACAUCUAUAAUAAUACAUAUUGGUCGGGUGAUACUUUCUACUCGUAUAUAAGUGAAUCAUAUAGGGUAUACGGGGGUUAUGUACGAUGUUUGGCGGAGAACACCUGCAAAGUGAAUCACACAGGAGAUGCUGAUUGGUCUGGUUCAUUACUUCCGGUAUUUUCUUUGGCAAGUAUAAAAGCACGAAUGGAAAUCAGGUACAUAGGAAUUUGGCCCUUACUGCACUUGUUUUGUGAUUUUGAAGGACAAGAGGGAUACCAAUAUAAGAUCAAAUGGAAACUUGAUAAAGAUAUCGUGUACACUUCACCUCUUCUGGACUAUUCUUCUGUGGACACGUAUUAUAUAACAAACGACAAUUUACAAACAGAGAAGUUCUUACUGGAAGUGAAGUUUUCAUGUGGUGUCAGCAUACAUGAUGCAGCUGGUACAGAACUUCUUGAUUCAAAAGACAGUGAUGAAAUCUCUGCUGUAGAGUUUGUGGAGACAGAGUUGCUUUUACCUAGAGGAGGUGAUGUUGUAGUGCAGGUCAGAUUAAAUAUUCCUCUUGUGUGCACGCUAGGGUAUUCGUGUUACUUUGACAUUAAACUCUAUGCCCCAGAUGACGACUGUUCCAACUCAUCUAUUGCAAUUAAAGGUCAGCAAACAUGCGGACAAAGAAUAAUUGGUACAUCCACUGAAGAUGGGCUUGUAAACGAGGCACGAAUCAUCAAUAUCACAGUAACCACGAAAAAUAACGCAAAGUAUUCAUUAAAAGAUACAUUCUAUCUGAAAAUGAAAUUGUCUGCACAUGGAGAUACCAGUACAUUUUGGCUACACACGUUCAGCCAGGUUUUGACGGUUUUUGUCCGAGAUUAUGAAAACUACUGGCAAAGAAAUUAUUGCUAUGCAAACAAUGACCCGAGAAUGCGGACGUUCGAUGGACAGUACUAUAAUGUUAUGGUGGAAGCCGUUCUUGUAUUGAUGAGACAUAAACGGUUGCCGGUGGAGAUUCAGCUUGAGACCAAUCUGUGUGGGGGUUGGCGUGUUGCGUGUGCAUGUGGAGUUACCAUACGUGCUGGAAGGGACGUAUUUAUCGUGAACCAUUGCCAUGGUAACCACAUGACAGGUUAUUUACUGGCUGACGACGGUAUCUUAAGAGUAAGGAAAAGAACUGCACAUCGAUAUCAAAUAUACCUACCACACGGCACCAUGGUAGAUGUGCGUAUCUCCUCUUGGAACGGAUUCAUGGUCAAUGUUUUCAUUUAUCCCUCUCCGGCUGAUAUGAAGUAUGUAGAAGGUCUUUGUGGUAAUUUUAAUGGUGACUGGGGAGAUGACUUGAUACACAGUGAUGGAAAAGUCACUACUUCUAGUCGGUAUUACUGGUGGUGGUAUACCCCUGACCCCGACGAUUUUGUUCAGUCCUGGGGACUCGCGUUUACUAAUGACCUAGACUUGACUGAUGUUGAUGAGAUUGAUGCAACCUUACACAGUUGGUAUGAGAAUGAUGUUUUCUGUGUUUGUACCGGAACCGAUGGCGAUGGAGAAAUAAUGUGCUCUGCAAAUGAGGAGGACACAUGUAUAACAAAACCUGAUAAACCAGGAGUAGAUCUCUCAAUAACUGUGAGGAACAAGAGAUCUGUUGUCAGCCCUAUACACGAAAACAAACACAGACUUACAAAAAUGCGUGAAAAACGUGCUGUAAGUUCCAAGACAGGCAAGUUUUUAAACAGAAUCGUCAAACGGAAUACAAUUACCAUUGAAGAUGCGAUUGAAAUCUGCAACAGAACAUUAUCCGCCUGUACUGUCAUCACAGCUCCAAGUGACGGUGUUAAUGUUACAUUCGAAGAGCUGAUUAUGAAUUGUGGACAAGACUCUGUGGCUAAUCCUGAGACGAACUGGAUAGAUCUAACAUGUGAGGCGAUGACAGCAAAUGUGGAGAACGAAGUGCGAAAUGAUGUUGUACUACAGAAAGAAAAGCCUGAACUUGCCAAAAUGAUGAUACAAAUCUGUGCUGGAAAUUGUUCAGGACAUGGGCAAUGUAUCGAAGGCAACUGUGAUUGUUACCAAGGAUAUGGAGAAGACGACUGUUCAAUUCAGUUUUCGGUGCCGCCAAAAAUUGAGGGAGUCGCUGGAGAUGGAGUCUGUGACAAGAAACAAGCCGACUGUACUUCUAUAUUGGUUACCACUUCGGGAUCACUGUCUGAUUCUUCAUACACUGCUAGUCAUUUUGAGGCUAAAUCCGAUGGUUCCUGGAAGAUAAUAGAAACGUUUCGAGGUCAGGUUGACUACAGAAAUCCUUAUGAGGUCAAAGUUGGUCUAAAUAUGAAUAGCAGAAGGAAAAGAUCAACUAGCGGGAACAUGUACAUAGCUGACCAAUAUGUUAUAUCCCUGAGCAAUGAUGGCUCCACAUUUGGAAAUAGCUCCACAGUUUAUGUAUUGGAUUCUACUUGUCUUCAAGUCAAUCAAACAAAUGGAACAGACAACAUUGUUCUAACGACCGGAUAUUGCAUCAUCGACGGUGUUUGUUACGCCAAAAAUAUUUCCAGUCCAUCAGAUUCCUGUAUGGUAUGCAACGACUCGGUAAAUCCUUUUGGAUGGACGAACAAUUAUGCCAAAGAUGAGUGCAGUGAGAGUGAAGCCGAGACAGAUGAGACAGAUACUGACGAUGCUGAAAAUACCAAGCUGGUCUUGUUUGUUGCAAUCCCACUUUCUGGCCUUAUCCUGAUAACAGUCCUCAUUGCUGUUAUUGUAAUAAAGAAGAAAACCUCACCCAGAGUUGUAUCGACUCCAGACGCUGGUGGGGGCCUGUACGAUAUGCCGAGGAAUGAAAAAUUCAACCUUCGAAAGCAGGAAGCGUGGACUUAGAUCAGAUCUUUUAAGCAUAAAAACCUACUGCAUAAACAUUGUGUUAGCGAAACCAUCCAGAAGUACUUCUACUUUUUUCACGUUUCUCAAAAUGUCAUUGAGACUGUUAAUUUCUUGUUUUCAUUCUUACUUUUAUGCUGAAAAGAAAUUUGAAACAUAUCAUCAACCAAAAUUCUACCAUGUAAACUUUUUGUUUUAUUCUUAAAAACACAAAAUGCACACAUAUCUGUUACAAUGUAUUUUGUAUUAUAUUUCGUUUUAAUGGUAAGAUGAACAUUCUGUAUUUUUUAUUUAUUUGUUUAUUUAGUUUUUCAUUUUAUUUUGGUUGGGAGCCUGGUAGUUCGGUGUGGCUAUAAAGGACUAAUUAUCUGCGUCCGUCCUUCACCUGUCCGCUCCAAACUGUUUUCCUUGAAUAUCUUUUUAACCCAUACAGAUAUUCUUUUCAAGCUAAAACAGAGUAUUUUAUGCAUUUUAUUCAAGCUUUACAAAUACCUUUGGGGUCAAAAUAAAAAUUUAUACAUCAAGUUCAAUGGCUCUGUCCUUUUUGACAAAAUAAUUUCCGUUUUAAACUUAACAAAAUGUGGCAGAAUUAUGGAUUUCUUUGAAUAUCUCUGAAACCAAUGGAAGUGUUGCAUUGAAAUUUUAAAACAGGUUAUCAAGAUUAUAAGACAGAUCCACAUAUCAGCUGCCAUAACUCUGUUUCCCUUUUCAAACUUGGAAGCUGUUCCAACAUUUCAUUCAAUAUUUCUAGCACCUGAAAUGCAUUGGAUUGAUACUUUCUGCAAACCUUAAGGAUCAUAUUGCAAGUUAACGCAUAUAAUCAAGGGUCGUAACUCCGUGUUGUUUUAUUUUUAAAAAAUAUUCCCAAUACUGGACAUAAAAACUGGGUAUUGUUAUUAAUAAAUAUGGUAGAUUUUUUGUUUUUCUUCUACAGCUAUGAUACCGAGGAAGGUAUAUCUUCACAUAAACCUCGGAGAUCAUGCAGCAAUUGGUCAUAAUAGAUAUUAUAUUCUUGAAAUAUAUGUCCUUUUUAAUUCUACAUAAUUUGUCACAUUUUAAUAUUUUAGACAAGAAUAGUGAAGGUAUUUUAAUGAAUGUCGAUAAAAGGAAUGACAUAAUAAGACAGCAUUUGGCUUUUGGUGUGUCGGGGUGGAUGGUGGCAGUGAUAAGGGGUUGGGGUCUUGAGUGCAGAAAAACCAUAACUGUCAUAAAUACGUAUAAAAUUAUCUCUAUUUAUGUACUUCGUUUCCCAUAUGUAACAUUAAGGACAAUAAAAAUCUGCAAUUCAAUGUAACUUGAAACAAAGAUAAAUGUAAACGAAAUAAACUGAAAGGCAGACAAGAGCCAUAACUCUGUCGUGAAAAAAUCCAUAUUUGGAAUAAAAUGUACCUUGAGUAGUAUCUAAAAGAAGACAAUGAAUAUCAUUUAUAGUCAACUUUUCAAAAAAGACAUUUAGUGAGGGUAAGAAUGACCCCAGUGUAACUGCUUACUACUUUUGAAACAUAAAAUAACUUACUACGUUACACAGGCAUUUUUGUAUAUAAACACCGUGUUAAUUUAUAUAUAUAUGUUGACUUUGCAACUAAUGUAUUUUUAGUUCACCUUUUAAUGUUAAGACAAGAGUAGUUUUAAAUAAAAAUCAUAUCUGUUUUGGAAUUAAAAUUUCAUAUAAAAAAGCUUAUUUAGAUUUUCUUGGUUCUUUGUUAUAUACUGAAAAUAUUGAAAUACAUAAGAGAGGCUGCAAAAUCUUUUUGAAGCAUCGUUGUUUCUCUUCUUUAAUUUUAGAUCAGUCAUAUUUAAGGUUUUUUUUUUUUGUUUUUUUUUUUUUGUUUUUUUUUUCUUUUUUUUUUUUCUUUUUUUUUAGUAUGUAACAUGAUGCACUGUCUCAUUUUUUAUUCAAUUUUCGAUAUUUAUCACUACUUGCAUUAAAUAGUCAUUUAGUGUUUUCACUGUUUUGUAUGUAUAACAUAAACCUCUAACAAGCUAUUAUUGAUUUGUAUAAGGUCUUUAAGUUUGAUGAGAAAUAUAACUUUGAUGCAACAGAGUCACUUAUCAACUCGAUAACUUGAGGAUUAUGAUUUGAAGUUGAUGGCGUUGUUAAACUUUUUUAACAGGAACCAGCGAAAUAUCUUUAUAACAAGAAUUGCUAAUUUGGUACACGCCGUACAGAAUAAUUUCAUUGGACUACAACAAUCAUUUAGUCUUCUGUUGUCUAUAUAUUAUUUCAUACAUUUUAUGAUUGGCCAAAUUGAAAACUUAAAACAGAUUUUAAAAUUAAUUAUGACAAAUACGUCAAUCCAAUUACUAAUAGACAAAAGGACAUUUCAAACGCUAAAAUACUAAUCAUGAUAUCUGUAUUGUUAGUGACUAAUUUACCAAAGUGAUAAAUCUGUGCAUGAACUGAACCACGCGGGCAAAAGCGUUAAUGGCUAAAUAUCCAAGCAUCUGAAUGAUAGGAUAGAACAGAACAGAACAGAACAGAACAGAGACUUUAUUAAGACUUGUACAUAGUACAUCAUGUACAUAAUACAUAUUCUUUACAUAUAUAAUACCAACGUAGCAAUAAACAUGAAAUAAGAAAUCUUUGUAUAUUUAGUAUUUUAGACUUAAAUGUAAUUACAUAUACAGCAGAAAAUAUGUAGAGAAUGAACAUAAGAUAUCAACAUUUGACAGUUAGAAUUGCAUUUCUGAUGGUUAGGUCUUUUUCUACACAUCUAGAUAAAUGAAUACGUUCGGCUGUUAUUUAAAUUAAGAAGUUUUAUGAAUUUAUACACCGAUGGACGUCUAGAAUAUUGUACUUUAAGUAAUUCUUUCUAAUAUCAGCGUAACAUCUACAUAAACAAACAAAACGGCACUAGUAUUCGUCUUCAAUGUCUAAAUUUUUGCAAAAUAAACAAUAUCUUUCCUCCCGAGGAAUUCAAAUUUCUACUAUAUCUGCCAGUCUGUAUUCUGAAUGGAAGACCCCUCAUCCUAAGUCUACAAAAAUAAAAUGUAAAACAUCUUGGCAGUAUAUCCAAAUAACUCUCAAAAGACAUUUUAAGUUUUUAUACAUGUACGAUACAGAGCUGUUUUCAAUAAUAGCAUACCAUUUUUGUUUUGCAGUGUCAAUAAUGCGACAUUUAAACUCGCUCAAAAACAAAAGCUUAUUUAUACCUUCAGAAUGAUCAAAUAAUGAUAUAUAUGUAUAUGAGAAUCCAUAGUGGUUUAAAUAGACAGUUGUAAAUCAAACAACAAACCACCAGAAUGUUUUGUUUAUUUUCAUUCUAACAUAUUUAUUAAAACAUAAUGAUUAAAAGUAUGCUGUACUGUAUUUAUGUUGAAAUCGUCUCUUGUAUAAAUGACAUCUUUGUUGAUGUACAUGUAGUAUUGCUAUGACCAAAUGAAAACACAGCGUGUAUUUAACUAACACAAUAAAAAAGUUAUCAGACAA
Mercenaria mercenaria is the source of this 9392-nucleotide messenger RNA. RefSeq lists its product as uncharacterized. The record is from RefSeq and is a predicted model, not a curated record. The transcript is spliced from 36 exons. Bases 173 to 5962 code for a protein of 1929 amino acids. NCBI's taxonomy places the organism in Eukaryota, Metazoa, Mollusca, Bivalvia, Venerida, Veneridae.